ACUUGGCACUGAGGGAGGAGAUACUCUCGCGAGAGUUCGCUGGCUGAUUCCCGAUGGAAGGGCGGCUGGUGCUGAAAUCGUGGAAGAGACGGGAGCGGCGGUGGCUGAUUACAGGUAUUUGAGCAGCCAUUUGACAUAUGACUAGAAAUGUGUGACAGUUUGACAGACUCAUGGCAUAUUGGAGAUAAAUGCCUCGCUCCCUUUCCUGAAAAUGGGGGACUUUGUGAUGCCACAAUAACAUCCUUUGAAACAGAUGAGAAUGGGAAGUGUUUCGCAGUUGUUUCUUUUGCGGGAUCUGAAGAGAAGAAAAUACGAGCAGCAAAACUCUGUAAAAUGAAAACUAGGAAGGAUACACAGAAGAACAUAAUAUUUGAUGAUGAAGAUUUGGAGAAGCCUUAUUUUCCAGACAGACGGUUUCCCUCACCAGCAGUUGGCUUUGAGUUGUCCAAGGAUGGAGACGAGAUUCCUUAUACAAUUAAUAGAUACCUUCGUGAUUAUCAAAGGGAAGGGGCCCAGUUUUUACAUGGACACUAUAUUCGUAAAAGUGGAUGUAUUCUUGGAGAUGACAUGGGCCUUGGAAAAACAGUGCAGGUUAUUUCAUUUUUGGCUGGAGUACUUCAUAAAAAAGGGACACGGGAGGAUAUUGAAAAUAAUAUGCCUGAAUUUUUACGAAGAACAAUGAAAAAAGAGAUGCCAUCUGUCCAGAAGAAGAUUUUCCUGAUUGUGGCACCCCUUUCUGUGCUAUAUAAUUGGAAAGAUGAAUUGGAUACCUGGGGUUAUUUCAAGGUUAUAGUUUUACAUGGCAAUCGAAAAGACUAUGAAUUGAAUCGAAUCAAACAGGGAAAAUGUGAGAUUGUAUUAACAACAUAUGAAACACUCCGCCUUUGUUUGGAUGAGCUUAAUGGUGUAGAGUGGUCAGCUGUCAUUGUAGAUGAAGUGCACAGAAUCAAAAAUCCAAAAUCUCAAAUAACUCAGACAAUGAAGGCUCUAACAUGUAAAGUUCGACUGGGACUUACUGGGACAAUUCUGCAGAACAAUAUGAAGGAACUUUGGUGUGUCAUGGACUGGGCUGUUCCAGGACUUCUGGGUAGUGAAACACGCUUCAAGAGGAAAUUUUCUGAUCCAGUAGAGCAUGGCCAAAGGCACACCGCAACUAAGAGAGAGCUAGCUACAGGUCGAAAGGCAAUGCAGAGGCUAGCUAAAAACAUGUCCGACUACUUCUUAAGGCGUGCGAAGGCACUUAUUAGUGAUCAGUUGCCCAAAAAGGAAGACAGAAUAGUAUAUUGUUCCCUGACAGAGUUCCAGAGAGCAGUUUAUAAGGCUGUACUGGAGACAGAGGAUGUACACUUAGUGCUACGAGCACGUGAGCCCUGUAACUGCAAUAGCGGCAGCAAAAGGAAGAAUUGUUGCUACAAAACAAAUGCUUAUGGUGAAACAAUAAAGGCCCUGUACUUCAGUUAUUUGGCAGUCCUUCGAAAGAUUGCUAAUCACGCAGCACUGUUACAAACUGACAACACUAGCAGACAGCAGGAAGCCCACAUAACAAGGGUGUGCAGCCAAGUGUUUUCAAAAUUUCCUGAUUUUGCACAGCUUAGCAAAGAUGCAGCAUUUGAAACUAUUUCUGAUCCAAAGUAUAGUGGGAAGAUGAAGGUCCUUCAGAAACUUUUAGAUCAUUUCAGAAGAAACAAGGAUAAAGUGCUGCUUUUCUCCUUUUCAACCAAGUUGCUUGAUGUUCUGGAGCAGUAUUGCAUGGCAUCUGGGCUAGAUUACCGAAGACUGGAUGGAAAUACAAAGGCAGAGGACAGGGUCAAGAUAGUAAAAGAGUUCAACAGCAUGGAAGAAGUUAACAUUUGCCUCGUUUCUACAAUGGCUGGUGGACUGGGACUCAAUUUUGUUGGUGCUAAUAUUGUUAUACUGUUUGACCCAACAUGGAAUCCAGCUAAUGAUCUUCAAGCCAUUGACAGAGCAUACAGAAUUGGCCAGUGCAGGGAUGUGAAAGUAUUUAGGCUCAUAUCUUUGGGAACUGUGGAGGAGAUGAUGUACUUACGGCAAGUUUACAAACAACAACUGCAUUGUGUGGUGGUGGGGAAUGAGAAUGCGAAGCGUUAUUUUGAAGCAGUGCAAGGAUCAAAAGAACAUCAAGGAGAGCUUUUUGGUAUCCGUAACCUUUUCAAGCUUCAGGACCAUGGAUCCUGCCUUACAAAAGCAAUUCUGGAGAGGGUUGGCCAAGUGGAAGCUGGUGUCCUGACAGCUACUUCGUGGUUAAAAGAGGAACCCCAGCGACAUGAGACCGAAAUGCAUGGAGAACAUGGCUGUGAAGAUCAAGAUGCUAUUGAACUAUUGAAAAAGGAAGGAUUUGACUGUAGCAGCGACUUCAGUGAUGAGGAACCUCUAAGAACUUCGAAGGUGAAAGCAGAAAGCCGCACAUCAAAAAAUGCAAAAAUUCUACAGGGACAACUUACCUUAAUGCAGUGUGGAUUUCCUAAGCUUCUAGAAAACAGAAUUAAAAAAGCUGAGAAUGGGAAGUGCAUGGGUACCCAUGGUGAUGAAAAUGCUGAUGGAGUAUCUGUGGGAGAAACAUCCAAAGGAAGUUCCCAAAGUAGCUAUUCCUUGAAAAGUGAGGAGCACUGUAGCAUUUCAGGACAUCAGACAUCCUCUGUGUCACCAUUCAGAAUGGAAAAACAGAAAGUGCAUGGUGAAAUUGCACAUUGUGAUUACCCCAUUUUACCACUUUCAGAGGAAGAAAAAGACAUUGGAAAUAAAUGCAAAGACAUACGUAUUUUGGAUCAAGUUGAGGUAGUUAUGGAGACUGAAGAGAGUUCAACGGAAAGUGAUGAUAUUAUUUUUCCAUCUCAAUUUCCUACUGAUCAGAAACAUGCUAAACGCUAUCAAGGAACAAUAAUAAACCUUGAAUGUUUAGAUAGAGAAAAAAACCAUAUGCUUCCAUCACAGAAAAACCAUUUGACUUCUGUACACAGUUAUCUGAACGUUUCACCUCUCAGCAAAAUAAAAUCAUCUGCAAAUAUCAAAAACAGCACAAUUAUUAAAGAAGCAGUAGACAUUAGUGAUGAGUCUGAUGAUUUUGAGAUUUUCAAAUCGGGAAAGCAGGAAGUCACCGGCACUGUGAAAGAAAAACAACUGUAUAAAAAGGAACACAAGUCCUCCAGAAUGAUUCAGCAUAACAGGCAUUCGGGUUUGGGUAAACAGAAUGCUGAUUAUCAGAAUAUAGAGGAGUUUUCAUCUCCAGAGGACAGCUUCUCGGUUAGGAAGACUGUUAAUAAACAAAAUCAAAAGCUAAAAAAAGAUAGAAUUCAUUUUGACCCUAAACUUCUGAAAUAUGCCAAACAUCCCUCCCAGAUAUUGAGAAAACGAAAUCAUUCCAGUAGAUUCCAGACUUCCUUGAAGAAGCAAUCAAGCCAAGAACAAAAAGUGGGAUCAUUCGACAGACUGUUUGAUGAUGUUGCUGAAGUGUCCUAUGUUCAUUCAAACCAAACUGUAGUUGGUUCAAGCAAGGCUGAAAAUCAGAUGAGUCGGUGGGCAGUGCGAGAUGUGUUUGAACUGAAGCAGUUUUCCCAACUCCCUGCAAAUAUAACAGUAUGCAGAGCCAAGCCGCCAGGCAGAAAACUUCAAACAGUUAAUUUUGAGAAGAAUUUCUUAAGAAAAAAAGAAGAGAGUUUUGAAGACAGAAAACAUUCAGAAGAAGUUUCUUCAAGGAGUACCAAGAGGGAUAAUUCAUUAGGUGUAAGCAGUAAGCCAUCAGUUCUUUAUCUUACACAUCCUGUAUGCCAGAAGCAGAAGAGAAUCCACCAAAUAGGCUCAGUUACCUUCCUAGUUGGAAGAACACCGAAAAGAAUCCGCAGGAAACAAUUAGAAGAAAUGGCAUCUUGUUUUCAUAAGAAUUCAGUAGAAGAACUUGCAGAGUGUAUUGUCAAAGCUACAUCAGAGGAAAGGCAGAAAAUGUUGCAAGAAUUUUAUGGUGAAAAGUAUACAGCGUUAAAAGACCUAUUAAAAGUUGAAGUGCCAGUGUCUGUUUCAGAAGAGAGUGUGGAAAGAGAUGGGCACAGAACCCAGUCCAGAAAAAGAAAGUAUAUUUCUAAACAUGGAAAAUCAAAAUCUGAUCCUUCAACAGAUCUCUGUGGCCAAAGAUGUUAUGAUACAGAAGCAAAGACGUUUCAGUUCGAUCCCUGUAUACAGGCUGCUGUAUGUCAUAAUGUGGAAGAUAAACAAUUGCCCACUGUCAUUACCCAAGAUAGCAUUAGAGGGAGAAACAGUCAGGCAUUCAAAGACUUUAUGGCAUCUGACUCAUUAAGCAGUAAAUCAGGACUAAUUGAGGGGCUGUCUGCAAAUACUACUAAAGGACAGCUGAACUUGAAUGGGACAGAGUCGCCAAGAAAACCUUUUCUGUCUCAGCCAGAAAGCAGACAGGCUCAAAUAUGCAAGAAAGACUCUUUUGCAGACCUACUAGGAGACACCUCCAUUUUAAAUGACCUCUUCAGAAGUAACGGGAAUAGACUGACAGAGCUUCCCAGGAGGUCCCUUUCAGGGCCUGUGGAAAAAGCAAAAACACGACCAAAAGAUUUCUGGGACAUGCUGAAUGAACAAAACGAGGAGAGUUUCCAAAAACUCACAGACAUGGCAGUCAUCGAGAAGCUGUGUGAACGAGCUCCUCUUGCCACUUUAUCCAAGAAGAAGGAAGAGGAUGAGAAGUCACUUUGGAUGAAAAAUGACAGUUUUUUAUGGAAAAGAUAUCAUGUGGCUGAUAAAGAUGACAACUCUUCAUCUGGCACAGGACAUGACCUCUAAAUACCUAGAAAACAAGCGGAAAAUAUCCACUGGUGCUAUAACAUAAUACAUUUUGUUCUUAGCUAACCCAUUCCAAGCUCCUUUAUGGUGCUUUCUGAUUUUCAGUGAUAUCUUCCUUUUACAGAUCCUUCAAGAUAAAGGAUUACAAAAGCAAAAGUCUUUGAAGAAAAAAAGCCAUAUUGGAGUAGUAUAGAGAAUGAAGUAAAUAUUUUCCUUGUGUUUUUGUUGUUGACUUGCUCUCUUGCUUCUGGCUAAAUAUGAAAUUUUCAAUUUCUAUCAAUUUUAAUUGAAUAUAGUAAUAUUAAAAUAAGAAAGUACUAUCCGUCCCUAUAGGAGAGCAGUGCACAUUAAUAUGGCAAUUUAGAUUAGGCAGGAUAACAUCCAUGUUCUCUCCUCAUUAGCAUGCAUGCAAGCUCAGUGCAUCUUCCAUACCUCCAUCUAAGGUCCACUUCUGUUUGAUCAGUUCUUUCAGUCCCUGUUCACACUCUGAGUCGGGACUGAGUGCAUCUUCCAUACCUCCAUCUAAGGUCCACUUCUGUUUGAUCAGUUCUUUCAGUCCCUGUUCACACUCUGAGUCGGGACUGUGGAGAGGAAAUAUGAAGAUCUCUCAGUGCACAGACAUUGUAGCCUCAUGUGAAUAGUUUUAUAUGUAUAUUUUAUUGUGAUUUAUUGAUCUAUUGUUCUGUCACAUUUUCUGAAGUCGCCAAGGCAGAAAUUAUGAUGGAAAUCCAUAGUUAUAGUAUAACUGAAAACCAAUUUGGAACUGCAUAGAGCAAAAUCAAAGUUAACUGCAAGCACUUUGAAAUAAAGGGUCCUGUCCAAAUUCGUCAUACUUAGAGUAAACCCAUUGAAAUCAAUGAAUUUUAGAAUUAAUAUUAGUGCUGUUGCUUUAAUUGGUGUAUUUGAAGUAUAAAUAAAUCUAGGCACCACUCAGAAUUGCUCCAGGCCAAAUGUGACAUCAGGGAUAACUUGUACUUGCUGAACUAGUUCUAACAGCCCUUGCAGAAGGUUGCAAAUCUAUCAAGGAGAAAGUAUCUUUAGACAUCACAAAGUUAGCCUGGAGCAGAGAGCUCUGUGCUGCUCCUCUGCAGCAUCUGAAAGUAAUUUGGAAGAUAAAGCAAUUCCACUGAGAUCAUUUACACAGCAAGGUGUGUAACUAAUAGUACAUGCCUGCAGGGCAAGCUCGAGUGUCUCACUGUUCAUACCUGUCUAAGACUGAACCUGAAUAUAGUCUGGAUUUAGCAACAUGGUAACUAGAGCCUUGUCACAUUUUAUUGGAAUUAAACUUUUUAAUUGUAGUGUUUUAAAUAAAGGUGAUAAAAACCUUUCAUUAAGCCUAAUUUAAAAAUACACACAGAUUUUAAGUGGUAGUCUGAAGUCAUACCUACAUCUGCUUCUUACAGUGGGAUGUAUUCUCAGCCUUAUGAAGUCUGGCAGGUCAGUAGUGUUUAAGGCGGCUUGAAAAGAACAAAUCAGCUGCAAAUUAUACUUUGUAUUAGUCUAUAUCUUUUAUUUCUAACUGGGAAUUUAAACCAUGCUUCGAUAAAUAUACUAUUUUAUAGCUAGGUCAUAACAAAUACUGAACGUAACAGCAUUUAGAGUUGUUGAACACAACUUAUCAGAGACUGCCAUGUAAUGGAGGUUGUGAACAGUCUGUGCUAGCUUUAUUCAAAUUAAUGAAAAUAACACAGCAAGUUUUUCUUGGUGGAUUUCAUCUUUUGCUCCAUUACAACAUUUCUUAAAAGUCAGUUCUGACUGAAAGUCACCAUGUGUAAGUUGCUGAUAUACGUAUGAAUUGCUGGCUUAAAACUUUUAAUUAAAGGUACCUUCCAUACAAGCUUAGACAGACGUAAGACCUACAACUCCCAGAAUGAGUUUAUUAUUUUAUUUUUUUCUAUACCGUCUUAUAUUUUCAAAGAAUCUCAAGACAGUGCAAAAAAAUGCCAUAUGCAGGGAGUUGCGGG
Messenger RNA from Varanus komodoensis (Komodo dragon), 6767 nucleotides. It is a transcript of the gene ERCC6L2, whose product is annotated as ERCC excision repair 6 like 2. The transcript is spliced from 21 exons. Bases 148 to 4803 code for a protein of 1551 amino acids. Gene Ontology annotation, molecular function: ATP binding; ATP-dependent chromatin remodeler activity. The record is from RefSeq and is a predicted model, not a curated record. NCBI's taxonomy places the organism in Eukaryota, Metazoa, Chordata, Lepidosauria, Squamata, Varanidae.